Molecule: messenger RNA, 1151 nt
Organism: Pogona vitticeps (central bearded dragon)
Lineage: Eukaryota; Metazoa; Chordata; Lepidosauria; Squamata; Agamidae
Gene: GEMIN6
Product: gem nuclear organelle associated protein 6
Biological process (GO): spliceosomal snRNP assembly; spliceosomal complex assembly
Cellular component (GO): nucleus; SMN complex
Molecular function (GO): RNA binding
Source: RefSeq, a predicted model, not a curated record
AGGAAGAGGAAGAGAGAGAGAGAGAGGAAAGGGCAGGGCGCCCGAUGCAUGCUGGAGAGCCCGGCGGGGGCGGCCCGAAACAGACGGGGAAGCCUCCGGGCGUUUGUUAAAGGUGCUCCGGGUUUGAGCUGCGGCUGCUAGAAGCGGGGAUGCCUGACUCACAGCCCGAGUUUGUUUUUAAAUCGGAAUUGAUGACUUCAGCGUGCUUCUUUCCAUCGUAAACCCAUCAGAAGUGCUGCAAACCUGCAGUUCAACCUGAGCGGGGAGUGCGAUUUCAUCAUCUUCGCCCGUUCCUUCGUCCCUGUUAGUUACAAAAGCGAAACAAGAAGCAAAUAGGAAAAAAUGACUGAGUGGCAGAAGAAAACUCCCUUGGAAUGGUUGACUUACAUGAAUAAAGAAGUCAAAGUUCUAGCUGCUGAGAAUCACCAGUAUGAAGGAUGGGUUUUAACAGUUGAUCCAGUCUCUGCUAACAUUCUUUUAGCAAAUUUCCUUGAGGAUGGAAAGGUAUCUGUUUCAGUCAUCUUGGGGCAUGCCGUGCAAGAUGUUGAAAUAGCAGCUGAAGCAGAUGAUGAGAUGAAAGAGAAGCUUGCCCACCUCUUCAUGCCCGAAGAAAGUCAAAAUUAUAAUAAAGAAGAGCUGGAGGAAAAGAAAAACAGCUUGAAGAAUUGGCUGGAGAAAAACCAUAUCCCUGUAAGAGAACAAGGCGAGGCACAGUCAAAACUGUGUGUUGCAGGAGUAUUAACUAUCAGCCCACCUUAUGGGCCAGAAGACUGCAGCAGUUCCAACGAAAUAAUUUUGUCCAGAGUCCAAGGGUUGCUUGAAAGUUACUUCAGUAAUGCAUAUAUGGACUCAUAAAAUGUUUGGAGGAUUCGUUUAUAUCUUUCCUUGCGUUCAGGCUCUUUGUGGAGGUCUGUCACAAGCAGUUGGUAGAACGAUAUUACAGCUUGGUUUAUACACAGAUAGCAAAUACAAAUUGUGCCAAUUAUAUAUUUUCAUAUGAAAGUAAGCCCUGAAACUGAUUUUAUUUUCCUUUGGAUUCUCAGAAGUUUGUUUCUAUUUUGAAGAUUUUUACAUGAAAAUACUUGAAAUGGCAGAGAUACUCCCAUUAUCUAUAGUCUUUCAAAAGAUUUCUAUUAAAACAGUACACAAUA